CCUUGCAUUCAGACGUCGUGACGAGACCUACCAAGUGACUUAGCAGCCUGUGAGCUUGCAGCAGCACUGGGAUGUAUGGAGCACCUGCAAAGCCAUGAUUACCUUCAACGACAUCGCCUCACGGCAACAACGUCGCUCUGAUCUGCCCUUCCCACUCCAUGGUCCACCAACUCUGUACACCUCGAACCACACUCAUCUCUUCACGCAGCACGAUGACCGCUCGGCCACACAAAAGCAGGCAGAUUACAUCGGUACAUCACACGUAGCCUUUGAGGGGAGUGCUUGUACCUCUCGUCAGACUGACUGCAAGCAGACAAAAGGAACACCAACAUGUAAGCUCCAUGGUGCACGGACACUUUGGCCACAUCUUCCUCCUUUCCAUGCCCUUCGAGACGACUAUCCGCACCUCUACCUCGCCCAGCGCCACGCCCUGCAACGCCUCCACACCCACAGAAAAACCCUUCACGCGUCUGCCGGCUUUCGGUAUCGUAAGCGGGCGGCAAGACUCGACGGCGUCACUACAAGGGGAGAUAUCGCCGAGAUGCGCUAGUGCCUCAACAUGGCAUUGGCGCCAUCGUACGACUACAUGGCCUUUCUCGGCGGCUGACGGCCGUGCUGUGCUACUAAGACCGAUCAAAGCAAUGCUAAGCCGACGUAGAGUGCCCUUCACCUUCGGCACCUCCCGCCAUACAUGGUAAGCAUCUCGGCAACCAUCCAAGUAUGGCUGGCAG
Baudoinia panamericana UAMH 10762 is the source of this 731-nucleotide messenger RNA. RefSeq lists its product as uncharacterized. NCBI's taxonomy places the organism in Eukaryota, Fungi, Ascomycota, Dothideomycetes, Mycosphaerellales, Teratosphaeriaceae. The record is from RefSeq and is a predicted model, not a curated record. Bases 95 to 550 code for a protein of 151 amino acids. The transcript has a single exon.